AUGCUUCUGCUGCGUCUUGUCGGGGUGUCAUUGAGGCCGGUUUUCGAUGGGAGGUGGAAGGAUCCGGUGUUAGAUGGACGGCUUUCACGGCAUGGCCGGGGCUCUGCGGGACCUCGCGUCGCCUCCGCCGGCGGCCCUGAGAGUCGGGACGCUCGCCAGCCGUCGAAAUAUGCCUCGUCUUGGGGUCGCCAUGUUUCGCCCGCGAUCCAGGACGUGACACGAGAGCUCGAUGCCAGCUUGGGAGCCCCCAGAUUCCGUGUGAACCGCCCGCUGGUUGACCCGAUCGCCCAUAGGGUUUCCUGUCGGCGCUCGCACACCAUCGCUGAUGAUCUCAUAGACCGGAGCGGGAGGGGAGGCCGUCCAUUUCUAAUCCAGCGACUUACUGUACUGUAA
Purpureocillium lilacinum is the source of this 393-nucleotide messenger RNA. The record is from RefSeq and is a predicted model, not a curated record. NCBI's taxonomy places the organism in Eukaryota, Fungi, Ascomycota, Sordariomycetes, Hypocreales, Ophiocordycipitaceae.